GCUUCUUUCGUCGGCACAAGCAGCUGCUCGCUUCAGUCGGAGUCCACUAGAGAAAGUGUUAACAUCGCGUUCUGCUUGCUGCUCACGUGCGAACAAUUACUUGAGAAGCAUUCCACAUUGUUUUUCUAAUUUAAUGGUUAUUGGCGUCGCAUUGUCGCGAGUAGUUAUUCAAGUAUUUAAGAAGAUAAUAAGUGGCGUAAAACCUACACGUCAGCUGUGAAGUGAAAUAGAAAAAAAAUUUAUAUUUAUUGCUAGAAAGCAAAAGGAGAGAUUUAAAGCAAACAAAACAAGACAAAAGUCUGGAAUUGCUCAAGGUCAAAGCGGUGCUUAGAAAUCAAACGGAAUUACCUAUCAGUCGUGCCUGAUACCUAGCUGGAAGUAAGCGUGUGCUACAAAGAAAAAAUGCAAAAGGACCUGAAAAUCAUAUUAGGAGGGAUUUGCCUGAUUUUGGCGGUGCAUUGCAGUAAAGCGGAUCCUAAGCAGUUGGAGUGCUGGCACUGCAGCUCCGAAACAAUUGGCGCAGAGGAUUUCUGUACAGAGAGCUUCGAUGAGGAUGGUAUACCCGAUGAGGAGAUGAGAAGGGAACACAAUAUCAAUGUCUUACGCAACUGCAGCAGCACCACAAAUUCGGAGCAUGAACAAGCCGUCUGCCGUAAGACAGUUGAAGAGAUCAAUGGUAAAGUGGUCACAAAACGUUUCUGCUAUUACACCAACAAAUCCGAUUCGUUGGAUCGCUGCAUGGAAGAGCCAACCGAGAAGAAUGUGGUGCGGAUCUUCUGUCAGGAUUGUCAAAAAGAUCGCUGUAACGGCGCUGGCAAAGAAUUUAUCACUUGGCUGAGUCAACUGCUGCCACUGUUCUUGGCCAACUCCAUGCGCUUUUAAGUUCUAGAACGCUCGUGUGGCAGGAAGCGAUUGUUUGGGUUUUAACUUUUUGGGUUUUGUUAGCGUAGUGAAAAUUAGUUUCUUAAAUUUAGAUAAUUUUUUUAAGAAAUACACUUACUUUGUAAGUUUCGCCUGAUACUCAUGUCUCCGCUUAAGUUCUAGUAUAAGAUAGAUUGUUUUCAUGAUCUUUAAACUUUGUGCCAUUGAAUAGCCAUAAGUAUUUAUUUAGUAAAACUGAAACAAGUAUUAUUUGAGGAUAUCUUGAAAGACAUUUAAGGGGUUAGGUGUGGUCGGAGAUAUAAAGUAAUUGAGAUUUAAAAUUUUUUU
Bactrocera dorsalis (oriental fruit fly) is the source of this 1209-nucleotide messenger RNA. RefSeq lists its product as uncharacterized. Gene Ontology annotation, biological process: regulation of synaptic transmission, cholinergic; positive regulation of voltage-gated potassium channel activity; sleep. The transcript has 3 exons. NCBI's taxonomy places the organism in Eukaryota, Metazoa, Arthropoda, Insecta, Diptera, Tephritidae. The coding region runs from base 403 to 882 and encodes 159 amino acids. The record is from RefSeq and is a predicted model, not a curated record.